Acanthosepion pharaonis is the source of this 957-nucleotide messenger RNA. NCBI's taxonomy places the organism in Eukaryota, Metazoa, Mollusca, Cephalopoda, Sepiida, Sepiidae. The record is from the annotation of a GenBank genome assembly.
AUGAAGGAAAAGUACGAUAUAACGUCCGACAAUGUUCGAUCCAGAGCGAAGCACCGAAUAACCUCGUUUCAAAGAAAAUACUGUCGUUUCUAUUUCCUUCUGCGGGCGAUCUAUGUUUUGUUUACACCUUCCUCCUCCAACUCUAUCAUAUUCGAUCAUCUACAAGAUUUAUUAUUUGUUUUCUUUUUUUUCAGUUCACCUCUUUUCUUUUUCUGUUUUUUUUGUUUGCUUCUUUCUAUAUUUUUCUUUCAUGUUUGUUUCUUUGUUUGUUUCUUUGUUUCUUACAUAAUACAAUAUAUUCUUUUCUUUUUUUUUUCAUUUCUUUUUCAUUUAGCUCAUCAUCCUUUCUCCCAAUUUUAUCUUAAUUUCAACUUACUCUUCCCUAUUUUCAUAAACAACUUUGUUUCUGUUUUCAUCUUUCCAUGUAUUUUUUUAAUAUCUCCUUUUACUUUCUCUUCAAUUCCUCGUUUUCCCUUUUGUUUGGUUCUUUCUUUCCGUCCUCUCCAUUUGUUCCUUUCAUUUUACUUUCUUCCUUCUUUUCUAUCUUCGCUAAUUAAAUUAUUAUUUUAUAGUUUGAUCUACCUAUCUUCUUUCUUUCUUUCGUUCUUUUUUUCAGGGUAUACCUAUCUUCUUUCUCUGUUUCUUUGUUUGAUUGUUUCUUUAUUUUUAAAGAUAUACCUAUCUUCUUUCUUUGCUUCUUUCUUUUUUUCUUUCUUCUUCCGUUCAGGAUGUACCUAUUUUCUUUCUUUGCUUCUAUUUUUCUUUCUUUCUUAUUUUCUUUCUUAUUUUCUUUCUUUCUUUCUUUCUUUCUUUCUUUCUUUCUUUCUUUCUUUCUUUCUUUCUUUUAGAAUAUACCUAUCUUCUUUCUUUGCUUUUUUCUUGUGUAAGUGUAUCUAUCUAUCUAUCUAUCUAUCUAUCUAUCUAUCUAUCUAUCUAUCUAUCUAUCUAUCUAUAUAA